UUUCUGUCUGAGAGAAAGAAGCAGCUGAGGUUAAUAUUUAAACACAACACACACACACUGAUUCAGGUUGGUUGGGCAAUAGGUAAAGAUGUUUUAAUCUUUUUUGGCUCAGAGGAGAAUCAGUAAAGAUGGGAGUUUUUGGAGAAAGACUCCAAAUGAGGAUAAAGAGGAUUGUUCUCAUGUUUCAGGGAAGUGUAUGUGUGUUUUUAUAUUUUCACUGUGCGUGUGUGUGUGUGUGUCUGUGGUAAACACGUCUGUCUAAAUGGGAACAGUGGGAUUACUGGGUGUUUUGGGUCACGCACGGUUUGGGGGGAUUUGGGGGUUUUGAAUCUACUUACCUCCUUUCACAUUAAUUAAUCAUAACAAAGAAACAAUAUUAAGAAACAAUUUUGCUCGGUAAUCGUUAUUAUUUUCCUUUUUUAAAACACAAUCACAAACUUGACUCAAAUCAAGGACGUAAGGAGGACGUUGUCAUCUCCGGUCCAGACUAAGUCGGAGGUUUGGGACUAGCUGGACCUCCGAGGCUUCUCCGUUUCACUGAGAGGGGAAGUGGUGACGAUGACCAGUGACAGAGGCUGACAGCUCAGAGGAGCAUCGAGGACGCCGAGGAGGUGGAGAGGGAGCGUCGUCGAAGGGCUCGAGAGGCUUUACGCCGGAGAAACAGCGGUUCAACACCUGGAGAGUCGUCACCGGAGAACGAGAUGCCCACUGAGGAGAACCUGUACGAUAGCGACUUGAAGCCGAGCAGCUAUCCGUCCCUGGAGGAGGACGAAGGCUUCAGCGACUGGACCCAACGCAGAGAGAAACGGAGGCAGCAGCGCCUGCAGGAGCUCAGCCAAGGAGGCGAGGAGGACGAGGACGAAGAGGAGGACCCGAUAAACAAAGCUGUAUCCGUAAAGACCGCCAAGGCCUCAAUCACGUCCUCCGGCCGACUUCAGAGACGGGAACAGGAAGAGAUAGACAGGGCCAGGAUGGAGGUGGAAAGGAGGAAGGAGCGGGAGGAGGAGGCGAUUCGAGCUGAGAGGGUGAGGAGGGAGAAAGAGAGGGAGGAAGAUGAGAAGAGGAAGACGGAGGAGGUGGUGACCAGGAGGAGGGAGGAGAUUCAAAGGCCAAAAACAGAGGUGGAGAAAAGGAAAGAAGUCAAAGUCUCCUACACAUCAAAGGUUUUCCUUCACCAAGAGCCGAAAAACAGCAACGCCAACGGAGACGCAACCGUUGACGAGGUGACGUCAUACAUCAACAACAAGGCAAAAAGAUCCACCAGCAGAGCCACGGAGCCGGAGGAGGCGGAGGCCAUCCUGGAGACGGAGCAGCGUCUGGAGAAGAUCCGACGCGGCCUCCAGAUGAAGGAGAGCCAGGAGCUGGAGCAGCUGAGACACCGACAGUCCGAGGCCGAGCAGGAGCUGGAGGAGCUGAAGAGGAGGAGGGAGGAGAGACGCCGGGUCCGGGAGGAAGAGGAGCGUCGGAGGGAAGAGGAGGAGCAGCAACGCCUGGCCAAAGAGGAGGAGGAGAGGAGACGGAUGAAGGGAGACAUCGAGAGGAGGAGGAUGGAGGCGGCAGAGAGGAUGAAGAGCCUGAGCACGUCCGGCGUGGACGGGGACGAGAUGUUCAGUCCCUUCAGUCCCAAAGCUCCCACACACAAGAUCACGGAGAGAACGGAGUGCCUGAACCGCUCGCUGAAGAAAAGUAACAGCUUUAAGAAGACGCAGCCUCUCGUCCUGCUGUCCAAGAUCGACGACAAGCUGGAGCAGUACGCCCACGCCGUGGAGAACUCCCAGGAGGCCCGGGCAGUGAAGGCAUCGCUGGCCGACCUGCCCAGCUCACCUGAGGUCGUCUCCUCCAAGAAGAACCUGUUUGAGGCCGGGGAGGCCUGGAGCCAGAGUCCCGCCAAGGCCGCAACCUGCAAGGACGCCGACGGUCUGAAGGUGGGCGUGGCCAGCCUGAUCACCCAGUGGGUAAAAGGCCCCUCUGACGGCAGCAGACAGUCGCCCUGCAAACCAACAGAUGUGAGGCCCGGAGACGUGAUGCAGAAAAAGAACAUGUGGGAGAUCAUCGGAGACUCAUCGGGGAGGCCGGGACAAAGAGCCCAGGGCUCAGCAGCUGGUAAAAAGUACAAAUUUGUCGUCACUGGUCACGGCAAGUACGAGAAGAUCCCUGUGGACGACGAGAACGGGGGAGACUUCACCAACGAUUUAUGUCAUGGUGAUUACUGAGCAGGUGUCAUCGCCUCAGGUUGUCUCCACCUUGAUCUCACAAAAACAUCUGCUGGCUAUAAAGAUGUCUUACAGAAGAAGCUCUACAACAGUUACAAUCUCACUAUUUCAUUUAUAUCCAAUAAAUCACCUUUUCUGACUCUCAGUUGGACAUGUACAAACUCAACAGCUCCAAAAUAUUUGAUCAUAAAAUGUCUACAUUUGUUCAAUUUCCUCUUUGUUUUUGUAUUUUCUGACGCUCUGUUUCUAUUAUUAUGUAGAUAUCUGACUGUGAGCUUUACCGUUCCUCUUUUUUUCUCCAGUACAAUGUUUGGAUGAAUCAUUCCUAAUGGUCGGUCCUUGUAUGAUGGUGUGUAGGGAAAUUUAAAAGUCUUUUGAAAAGAAAAAGUUUACAUUUUCCAGUUAUUUAGGAUUAAAAGAUCACACAAUGUAAUGUUAUCUUCUCUGCUCUUACACUCUGGCUAAAGAACAAUCUGAACAAUCUUGCCUAUGGACAGUUUCACAGUUCAUGCUGAUGACAGUUUAUCAUCUUCUGGCUCUCUCUGCGCAGCCAUGUACCUAAAAUGGAUUUGGUAUCUUUUACAUCACAACAACCUUUGUCACCUGGACACCUGAUGUGUACAAUCAAAUUCUAUUUCCUGUGUAUGUUUUAGUUUAACUCACUGGUUCCUUCAGCUCUGUCUCUGUCCUUUAUCAGACAUAUUUCACCUUUAAUGUUCAUUUACUGAGAUUUCUGCUUGUAUGUGUUUGUA
Molecule: messenger RNA, 2965 nt
Organism: Xiphias gladius (swordfish)
Lineage: Eukaryota; Metazoa; Chordata; Actinopteri; Istiophoriformes; Xiphiidae
Gene: lsp1a
Product: lymphocyte specific protein 1 a
Exons: 13
Coding region: 702-2213 (503 amino acids)
Biological process (GO): muscle contraction
Molecular function (GO): myosin binding; calmodulin binding; actin binding
Source: RefSeq, a predicted model, not a curated record